AUGAAACAAGAGACGGCAUUCGAUGCGAUGAAGUCAUCUGUCCAAACAAUUGCAUUCAUUUUCUCUUGUUUUUCAAAUCUCAUUCUCAUUUUUCUCAUCUGCACGAAAUCACCGAAACGACUUGGCUCCUACAAAUACUUGAUGGUCUAUUUCUGUGUGUUCGCAAUUUGUUUUUCGGUUUUGGAUAUUAUAUUGCAACCGUACAUCCUCUCCGCCGGCCCUGGAUUCAUCGUCAUCACUGAAAUCAAGAACACUUUCCUGGGAUCAUUCGGGGAAACUUGUCUACUCAGUUCCCUAUGUGGUUGUUUUGGAUGUAUCCUUGCCACGAUUGCCAUUCAUUUCAUUUUCAGAUACUUUGCUCUUGAAAGAAAAGGAAAACUGCGUUAUUUUCAAGGACAAUAUCUCAUCGGGUGGCUCUCAAUUCCAGGUAUUGUAGGUGCUGUCUGGACUAUUGUUACCGUCUAUUUCUGUGCUCCGAAUGAUAUCACUAUGGAGUAUUCUAGACAAUUGAUGAAAGACCACUACCAGAUAGACCUAAAUAAUGUCACCUACAUUGGAUCUAUCUACUUCAUAAAAGAUGGAAAAGGAAACUCGAUGCCGAAUGAGUUUGCACUUCUUGGAAUGGCGAUUCUGUUCAGUAUUAUGGGCGUCUCCUUAUCCAUCCUUGCAUUUUUCGCAACCAAAUGCUACAAUCGAAUCAAGACUCUGAUCUACGAGGGAGAGUCCUCAUUCACCAGAAAUCUCCAGAAGCAACUAUACAAAGCAUUGGUUGCCCAGGCAUCCAUUCCAAUGUUAUUCAUUUUCAUGCCUGUUGGACUCUACUUAACCCUUCCACUCGUUGGAAUCCAAUUGGAAGUCAGUGGAGAGAUUGUGACGUUUGUGUAUGCUUUGUAUCCGGCGUUGGAUCCGCUGCCGAUCAUUUUUAUCAUUGACAACUAUCGAUACGCGAUUUUUGGUAAGCAUCAAAAGAAUCAAUUUCAGUUUCACGAGAUUGAUAAACUCCUUAUGUAG
This is a messenger RNA of Caenorhabditis remanei, 1011 nucleotides long. RefSeq lists its product as uncharacterized. The transcript has 5 exons. Gene Ontology annotation, molecular function: G protein-coupled olfactory receptor activity. NCBI's taxonomy places the organism in Eukaryota, Metazoa, Nematoda, Chromadorea, Rhabditida, Rhabditidae. The coding region runs from base 1 to 1011 and encodes 336 amino acids. Gene Ontology annotation, biological process: G protein-coupled receptor signaling pathway; olfactory behavior. The record is from RefSeq and is a predicted model, not a curated record.